This is a messenger RNA of Pieris rapae (cabbage white), 4931 nucleotides long. RefSeq lists its product as uncharacterized. The record is from RefSeq and is a predicted model, not a curated record. The transcript is spliced from 2 exons. Gene Ontology annotation, cellular component: extracellular region. Gene Ontology annotation, molecular function: chitin binding. Lineage: Eukaryota; Metazoa; Arthropoda; Insecta; Lepidoptera; Pieridae. The coding region runs from base 81 to 4820 and encodes 1579 amino acids.
UAUCACUUUCUCAAGUCACUCAUGAAAGAGGAAACAGUUAAUUAGACCAGAAAAAGUGUAGUCCUUUUAAAAGCAUCAAAAUGAAAGCUGCAGCCAUCUAUUUGGCGUGCACAAUUACAGUCGCACUUGGAAGAAAUAUCCAGUUAAAUGUCAAUAGAUGUCCAGAAGAUUACACAAUCGAACAACUGUACCCUCAUGAAGAAUGCCAUAAGUUUUACCAAUGUUUCCACGGAGACCUUGUAGUACAUCAGUGCGCAGCCAAUCUUUACUUUAGCAUUGAAAAGCAGCAGUGUGAUUUCGCUUCUACGGUAAAUUGUGGGGACAGAAUCAUACCAAAGCCAGACGAAGACGACGAAAAUCAGCCAGAUGAAGACAUUGGUGAUGAUGAAAACACCAUUUGCAACUGCAACCCCUCUGAAGCUCCAUCUAUUUGCGCUAAAGAUGGUUCGGACGGAACCUUGAUUGCCCACGAAAAUUGUAACAAAUUUUACGAAUGUGCCCACGGCUUACCAAUUACCCAGCUGUGUCCCGGAAAACUUAUGUACAACCCGUACGAAGAGAUCUGUGACUGGCCUGAGAAUGUUGACUGUGGAGACAGAGUGAUAUCUUGUCCAGAAGAUGAGGAUGAUGAUGGCGGAAAUGGCAGUGAAAAUGAAGGCGGAGACGGUGGUGAUGGAGGAAAUGACAGUGAAAAUGAAGGCGGACACGGUGGCGAUGGAGGUAACGGUGGAGGCGGUGAUGGCGGUCAAGGAAACUGCAACUGCAACCCCUCUGAAGCUCCGUCUAUUUGCGCUAAAGAUGGGUCGGACGGCACUUUGGUUGCCCACGAAAAUUGCAACAAAUUCUACAAAUGUGCUCACGGCCUACCAGUAACCCAGCUGUGUCCCGGAAAACUUAUGUACAACCCAUACAAAGAGUACUGUGACUGGCCUGAAAAUGUUGAGUGUGGAGACAGAGUCAUAUCUUGUCCAGAAGAUGAGGGUGAUAAUGGCGGAAAUGGCAGUGAAAACGAAGGUGGAGACGGUGGUGAUGGAGGAAAUGACAGUGAAAGUGAAGGCGGAGACGGUGGCGAUGGAGGUAAUGGUGGAGGUAGUGAUGGCGAUCAAGGAAACUGCAACUGCAACCCCUCUGAAGCUCCGUCUAUUUGCGCUAAAGAUGGGUCGGACGGCACUUUGGUUGCCCACGAAAAUUGCAACAAAUUCUACAAAUGUGCUCACGGCCUACCAGUAACCCAGCGGUGUCCCGGAAAACUUAUGUACAACCCGUACAAAGAGUACUGUGACUGGCCUGAAAAUGUUGAGUGUGGAGAUAGAGUCAUAUCUUGUCCAGAAGAUGAGGGUGAUAAUGGCGGAAAUGGCAGUGAAAACGAAGGCGGAGACGGUGGCGAUGGAGGAAAUGACAGUGAAAAUGAAGGUGGAGACGGUGGCGAUGGAGGUAACGGUGGAGGCGGUGAUGGCGGUCAAGGAAACUGCAACUGCAACCCCUCUGAAGCUCCGUCUAUUUGCGCUAAAGAUGGGUCGGACGGCACUUUGGUUGCCCACGAAAAUUGCAACAAAUUCUACAAAUGUGCUCACGGCCUACCAGUAACCCAGCUGUGUCCCGGAAAACUUAUGUACAACCCAUACAAAGAGUACUGUGACUGGCCUGAAAAUGUUGAGUGUGGAGACAGAGUCAUAUCUUGUCCAGAAGAUGAGGGUGAUAAUGGCGGAAAUGGCAGUGAAAACGAAGGUGGAGACGGUGGUGAUGGAGGAAAUGACAGUGAAAAUGAAGGUGGAGACGGUGGCGAUGGAGGUAGUGAUGGCGAUCAAGGAAACUGCAACUGCAACCCCUCUGAAGCUCCGUCUAUUUGCGCUAAAGAUGGGUCGGACGGCACUUUGGUUGCCCACGAAAAUUGCAACAAAUUCUACAAAUGUGCUCACGGCCUACCAGUAACCCAGCUGUGUCCCGGAAAACUUAUGUACAACCCAUACAAAGAGUACUGUGACUGGCCUGAAAAUGUUGAGUGUGGAGACAGAGUCAUAUCUUGUCCAGAAGAUGAGGGUGAUAAUGGCGGAAAUGGCAGUGAAAACGAAGGCGGAAACGGUGGCGAUGGAGGAAAUGACAGUGAAAAUGAAGGUGGAGACGGUGGCGAUGGAGGUAACGGUGGAGGCGGUGAUGGCGGUCAAGGAAACUGCAACUGCAACCCCUCUGAAGCUCCGUCUAUUUGCGCUAAAGAUGGGUCGGACGGCACUUUGGUUGCCCACGAAAAUUGCAACAAAUUCUACAAAUGUGCUCACGGCCUACCAGUAACCCAGCUGUGUCCCGGAAAACUUAUGUACAACCCAUACAAAGAGUACUGUGACUGGCCUGAAAAUGUUGAGUGUGGAGACAGAGUCAUAUCUUGUCCAGAAGAUGAGGGUGAUAAUGGCGGAAAUGGCAGUGAAAACGAAGGUGGAGACGGUGGUGAUGGAGGAAAUGACAGUGAAAGUGAAGGCGGAGACGGUGGCGAUGGAGGUAAUGGUGGAGGUAGUGAUGGCGAUCAAGGAAACUGCAACUGCAACCCCUCUGAAGCUCCGUCUAUUUGCGCUAAAGAUGGGUCGGACGGCACUUUGGUUGCCCACGAAAAUUGCAACAAAUUCUACAAAUGUGCUCACGGCCUACCAGUAACCCAGCGGUGUCCCGGAAAACUUAUGUACAACCCGUACAAAGAGUACUGUGACUGGCCUGAAAAUGUUGAGUGUGGAGAUAGAGUCAUAUCUUGUCCAGAAGAUGAGGGUGAUAAUGGCGGAAAUGGCAGUGAAAACGAAGGCGGAGACGGUGGCGAUGGAGGAAAUGACAGUGAAAAUGAAGGUGGAGACGGUGGCGAUGGAGGUAACGGUGGAGGCGGUGAUGGCGGUCAAGGAAACUGCAACUGCAACCCCUCUGAAGCUCCGUCUAUUUGCGCUAAAGAUGGGUCGGACGGCACUUUGGUUGCCCACGAAAAUUGCAACAAAUUCUACAAAUGUGCUCACGGCCUACCAGUAACCCAGCUGUGUCCCGGAAAACUUAUGUACAACCCAUACAAAGAGUACUGUGACUGGCCUGAAAAUGUUGAGUGUGGAGACAGAGUCAUAUCUUGUCCAGAAGAUGAGGGUGAUAAUGGCGGAAAUGGCAGUGAAAACGAAGGUGGAGACGGUGGUGAUGGAGGAAAUGACAGUGAAAAUGAAGGUGGAGACGGUGGCGAUGGAGGUAGUGAUGGCGAUCAAGGAAACUGCAACUGCAACCCCUCUGAAGCUCCGUCUAUUUGCGCUAAAGAUGGGUCGGACGGCACUUUGGUUGCCCACGAAAAUUGCAACAAAUUCUACAAAUGUGCUCACGGCCUACCAGUAACCCAGCGGUGUCCCGGAAAACUUAUGUACAACCCGUACAAAGAGUACUGUGACUGGCCUGAAAAUGUUGAGUGUGGAGAUAGAGUCAUAUCUUGUCCAGAAGAUGAGGGUGAUAAUGGCGGAAAUGGCAGUGAAAACGAAGGCGGAGACGGUGGCGAUGGAGGAAAUGACAGUGAAAAUGAAGGUGGAGACGGUGGCGAUGGAGGUAACGGUGGAGGCGGUGAUGGCGGUCAAGGAAACUGCAACUGCAACCCCUCUGAAGCUCCGUCUAUUUGCGCUAAAGAUGGGUCGGACGGCACUUUGGUUGCCCACGAAAAUUGCAACAAAUUCUACAAAUGUGCUCACGGCCUACCAGUAACCCAGCUGUGUCCCGGAAAACUUAUGUACAACCCAUACAAAGAGUACUGUGACUGGCCUGAAAAUGUUGAGUGUGGAGACAGAGUCAUAUCUUGUCCAGAAGAUGAGGGUGAUAAUGGCGGAAAUGGCAGUGAAAACGAAGGUGGAGACGGUGGUGAUGGAGGAAAUGACAGUGAAAAUGAAGGUGGAGACGGUGGCGAUGGAGGUAGUGAUGGCGAUCAAGGAAACUGCAACUGCAACCCCUCUGAAGCUCCGUCUAUUUGCGCUAAAGAUGGGUCGGACGGCACUUUGGUUGCCCACGAAAAUUGCAACAAAUUCUUCAAAUGUGCUCACGGCCUACCAGUAACCCAGCGGUGUCCCGGAAAACUUAUGUACAACCCGUACAAAGAGUACUGUGACUGGCCUGAAAAUGUUGUGUGUGGAGACAGAGUCAUAUCUUGUCCAGAAGAUGAGGGUGAUAAUGGCGGAAAUGGCAGUGAAAACGAAGGCGGAGACGGUGGCGAUGGAGGAAAUGACAGUGAAAAUGAAGGUGGAGACGGUGGCGAUGGAGGUAACGGUGGAGGCGGUGAUGGCGGUCAAGGAAACUGCAACUGCAACCCCUCUGAAGCUCCGUCUAUUUGCGCUAAAGAUGGGUCGGACGGCACUUUGGUUGCCCACGAAAAUUGCAACAAAUUCUACAAAUGUGCUCACGGCCUACCAGUAACCCAGCUGUGUCCCGGAAAACUUAUGUACAACCCAUACAAAGAGUACUGUGACUGGCCUGAGAAUGUUGAGUGUGGAGACAGAGUCAUAUCUUGUCCAGAAGAUGAGGGUGAUGAUGGUGAAAAUGACAGUGAAAACGAAGGCGGAGACGGUGGCGAUGGAGAAAACGGUGGAGGAGAUGGCAGUGACAGUAAUGUUGAUUAUGACCCAGAAGAAGCUCCUGAAAAGUGUGCAGAAAACAAUUCUGAGGGAUAUCUAUUAGUUCAUGAAUUCUGUAAUCAAUUUUAUAAAUGUUCUUAUGGCCGACCCGUACCAUAUAUCUGUCCUGGUAAUUUAAUGUACAGCGCCAGCAAGAAGGUUUGCGACUACCCUGAGAAUGUUAAAUGUGGCAACAGAAUCGUAACAAGAUCAUAAUCAGUUCACAAUUUCUUGCUCUUAAACAAACAUUUGCCAUGUUAAAUUAAUAUUCUAUUUAUUUCUGUAUUCUCUUUUCAAAAUGUUAUAAUAAAAUUUUAUAUUAUAAAA